AUGCCAAGAAGCUCGGCCUUCCCCUCUUCGACUGAAGUAUAUGCGUCGGUGCGGCUGCCGGCUCACGGCAAGAAUGUGUUUCUGCUGGGUAAGGUGCGAGUGCACUGGCGGUGGAUCGUGCUGCCGGCCUACGGGUACAUCACGGAGGCGGCUCAUGUGGACUACUACGACAACGUGGAGUCGCGGCUGGUGUCAGUCAGUCAGUCUACCGCACACCGGCACUGCCGCCCGAGCCACAAGUGAAUGUGGAGGUCUAUAGUGUUGUGGUCAACUUCUCGCCGAAGCUUCAGGUGAGUCGGGGAACAGACAGGCAAAUAUUCCGAUCAUGCAUCUGCCUGCGUGUAGUGUGGCUGCUCUUCUGCGUCGUUUGUCAGAUCCACCGACACGUCAGAGUUUGUGUUCUCUCUAAAGAGAGCGCGGCGUCGAUGACGAUCAGCGUCCCCGAGCCGGUCAUGGGCCUCUCCCACACCCCUGCCACCGACUGGGUCCUCUCACACCCGCCUGUGCUCCUGUCCAGCCGCAUCGCUCUCACCAUCACCUUACCGAGGCCGCGGAGGGCCAAUAAAUCGGCGGCCACCUGACGCGCCCCCGCUACACCCCUGCGCCAUCUGUGUGUAUCGUCACUCACGAAGGGCGAGAUUGGGAAGACACUCACCGUGGAGACACUCGUCUGCUGCACCGAGGUGCGUAUGCGUGUGUGGAUAGAUGGGAAGCACUGGGAAGCAGGAUGCCUGAGUGCGUGUCUGUGGUGGUGUUGUGGUGUGUUCAGGUGACGGACACGGUGUGUUAUAUGAGCCACCUUGUGCGAGACGCGCCGACACAUGAGCGACUUAACCCCUUCCUAAACCGAGACGCCAAGACGCCCGACGAAAAGUGAGCAGAUCAAGCGGACACAAUCAAGACCCCCAGACGGCCAUCUCUCCCUCCCUCUGUCCAUCAGGCUGAGGGCUGCAACGGCAUCAGCCGUCAGUGCCGUGGAGCUGCGUAUCGUCAGUAUCUUGCUCGUCGCCAUUCGCUGCAUGCAAGACAGCCCUCCCCGCACCCAACCAACGCCAGGCCCCAACUCACCACAUCCCUCCUGCUUAGCCCCGAUUCGCCCACCCACGCCACGGCCAUGGUGA
This is a messenger RNA of Vitrella brassicaformis, 1121 nucleotides long. Lineage: Eukaryota; Vitrellaceae. The record is from the annotation of a GenBank genome assembly.